UGUGCGCGGAACUGAGAGGAGGGACCAGCUCGGGCCGCCAGACUCGGACAAACCCCGGCCGCACAGGGCGCCGCGCGCAGUCCAGCCGGUCCUGCCCUGCCCUGCCCCGCGCGGGCGGCGCGAUGUGAGGCGCCCGAGGGCCCGAGUCCCCCAGCUCCGCGCAGCGCCGGCGCCAGCAGGCGCUACGAACGUGCGCUGGCCCUCUUGCAGAGGGUCAUGUUUGCAAAGGAAGCAGCUCUUGGCUCUGAUACUCAGCAGCAGUGACUCCCCACUGAAUCACCAGAGGCUUGGCAGCUGAUUUUGUGCUGACUGAAGGUGAGGACGGCCACUCAACUCACCUCAGCGUCCCCAUCGCCCGGCAUACAGUAGCUCUGCUGCAGAGGCCGGGCUCCAGGACAAGAUGGCAGCCAAGCAGCCCCCACCUCUCAUGAAGAAACACAGCCAGACAGACCUCGUGAGCCGCCUGAAGACCCGCAAGAUCCUCGGCGUGGGCGGGGAGGACGACGACGGGGAGGUCCACCGCUCCAAGAUCAGCCAGGUCUUAGGCAAUGAGAUCAAGUUUGCUGUUCGAGAGCCUUUGGGGCUCAGAGUCUGGCAGUUCGUCUCUGCUGUGCUCUUCUCCGGCGUUGCCAUCAUGGCCCUUGCCUUUCCUGAUCAGCUCUACGAUGCGGUCUUCGACGGAGCGCAGGUGACCAGCAAGACCCCCAUCCGCCUCUAUGGCGGUGCCCUCCUCAGCAUCUCCCUGAUCAUGUGGAAUGCUCUCUACACGGCUGAGAAGGUCAUCAUCCGAUGGACUCUGCUCACUGAAGCCUGCUACUUCUCGGUCCAGUUCUUGGUGGUCACUGCCACGCUAGCCGAGACAGGGCUCGUGUCUCAGGGGAUCCUGCUGCUGCUGGCCAGCCGCCUCCUUUUUGUCGCCAUCAGCAUUUACUACUAUUACCAAGUCGGCCGAAAACCCAAGAAGGUGUAGCCACCCGCCGGGCCAGGGGCCCCUCUGGGGCAGGGAGGCCCUGGGACCGCCCUCGGGUCCCCUUUGGUUCUGGAAGGCAGGCCCUGGGCAGGCAGGGCGGGCGCCUUCCCCUUCCUCCCUGGAUGCUGUGAUCUUGGGCCCUCAGGGCUGGGGAGGGGACGGGGCCCUUCUAUCCCGUCCUGCCCCCCCCUCACGGUGAAGCCUCCUUCUCGUGGGUCUCCCGGCCUCUGGAUCCCCUGGACAGACGCUCAUGGGAGAGCUUGAGUCACGGGCCUCCGGCCGGGCCAGGCCCCUUCUUCCCCUAUCAUGAGACCCUUCUUUCUUGAGAGGCUGUGGACCGCCUCCCUGUCCGUCCCCUGCACCCCCCGGCCAACGAUGCCCAAGCAGCCAGACUUGGCUUCCGCCCCUGCUUGGAAAACCCGAGACCUCGACCCAGGGGCCCUUCCCUUCCAUGCAGGCCCACUCCGCACACAGGGGCCCCUGUGCUCUUUAAGCACCCAGCACAGCUGUGGGCUGGCAGGGAGCCCUGUGGGGGGCCGCCUUUGAGCCGACACCUCCCUUUCCGCCUCCCGGGGGCAGCGGGGCCCUGUCCUCAGCCCCGGCCUCACUCUUGGCUUCUCUGCCUUGGCCCCAGCUCGUGGAGGCCCCUUCCCCACCCCUGGCCCCAGGCCAGCCCUGACAGAUGAACACCCGGGUAACCCCGGAUGAAGGCCACCUGUCAGUGAUGGGGCUUGGGGAUCAGGCAGAGCGAAAACGUUUCCUCCUCACUUGGGCAUGUCCUCUGGGGUCUGCUGCACACCGACUCAGCCCCCUCGUCCACCUUCUCCCCUCCCCCAGCGUGCUGCCCUGAGGCCCGGCUGUGGGUGUGACUGGGUACCCUUCAAAGCUCAGCAGGGCAAAAAAAAUAGAAACAAUUCAGCAGGCCGCCUCCACUCACACCCAUCUCCCCCAGUGCCCCGGAGGGGCUGAGACCCUGCAGGCCCAGCACCCUUGUGCCCACCACCCACCGCGAGUCCCUCACCCAACGCCCUCCUUCACUCCGUCACACAGGGAUUGGCGGCCCCAGUGUCCUGGGGACGGGUGUGCAGGGAAGCAGGCCGGGCCCCAGAUUUGCCUCCUGUCUAAGCACCAUGUUGAAGGGGCGGAGUGGUUUGUUCUGAGGUGUAGCCCAGCUCCGGCUGCUGCCACGUGGGGGGGCCUCCCACCCUGACCCUGGGCCUCACUGCCCUCCCCUACACCCACAGCUGUCCCAGCGGCCACAAACCCGGCCACAUGGCCUUUGCCCAGUGACGCCAUCACUGUUAACGGAGGCCCGCCUGGCAGGUUGGGAGCCCAAGGCUGCUGACUGCGGCUGAGGGCAGGGGAAGCAGGACCCUGAGGACGGGCCAUUCCCGCCUGGCCUCCGUCCCUUGGGCUGAGGUUCUAGUCUCUCUGUAGAAUCCUGUCCACACCCGCUGCACCCCUCCACCGAGUCCUGGGCAGGCCUGCAGCCAGUGCAGCCUUUGGGAGGUGGUGGUGGUGUCUGGCGGGCCAUGCCCUCCAGCCCUGCUGUGUCGAAGCUGACCCAUGCUUUUUGAGGCCUGGCUAAUGCGCCAGCAAGUGAUGGACGGUUUGUCCUAAGAACCAACCGCUGAGCAGGGGAGGGAGGCUGGCAUGGAAGGGGGAAGCGUGGGCACCGGAGCAGGGCCAGGCCAAGCCGGCCAAGCUGGGGUGGGUGGCACGGCCGUGGCUCCGGAGAGGGUGGACGAGGGCCCGCAGGGACGGCGCUGUCCCUCCUAAGGUUCGAGAAGAUCCAGGAUGGCUCUACUCGGUUCACUCCUGCCAAGCUCUUGCCCCGUCCCCAGCCUCCUCCACCCCCACUCCCAAUCAAGACCACCGUUCCUCACGGUCACUAUUUAUUCUUCGUUCCUUUUUCUUUUUGUAAGAAACAGUCACAAAAACCAGUGCAAAACCA
This is a messenger RNA of Bubalus bubalis (water buffalo), 2924 nucleotides long. It is a transcript of the gene TP53I11, whose product is annotated as tumor protein p53 inducible protein 11. NCBI's taxonomy places the organism in Eukaryota, Metazoa, Chordata, Mammalia, Artiodactyla, Bovidae. The coding region runs from base 401 to 970 and encodes 189 amino acids. The transcript has 9 exons. The record is from RefSeq and is a predicted model, not a curated record.